This is a messenger RNA of Diabrotica balteata, 4725 nucleotides long. NCBI's taxonomy places the organism in Eukaryota, Metazoa, Arthropoda, Insecta, Coleoptera, Chrysomelidae. The record is from the annotation of a GenBank genome assembly.
AGUUCUGGUUAUAGCUCUGUAAUUUGCAAAACUCGUGCUUAAAAAAUCAUCUUUAUUAUUUAUUAAUUACGUAAUCAAUGAUAAUGACCAAAAUAUCAUCGAAAAAUCACUUUUGAUUAGAUCUAGAGUGUCAUCUGCGAACAAUCGAAAACGUAUUUUGAUUACUUAAUGUCAUAAAUUUGGCAAAGUCUGCCAAGUUUAUUUUUACCCUUAAUUUUUUAUCUAUUUGGAAAAACUAAGGAAGUCGGCUCUACUAAAUUCGUUACUUCGAAUGAUUGCCGGUGCAUGCUGAGUGUCUCACUGUAUUUGAACUUUAGUUUGUUGUACACAAUACCAGCACGCAUGAUAUGGCUGCUUAUGUAAAUCGCACAAUAUCAUUGAUGUCUGGUGACGGACCGCACAAUAGACCACCCGUCACGGCCGUUUUAACAGAACGAGGAAAACGUAUUCCACUUGACAAUUCUCCUUUGCAGAUAUUCGUCAAGGCGAAGAAGAAGAUUAAUGAUAUAUUCGGCGAGAUCGAGGAGUAUGUCGAGGAUACUGUUCAUUAUAUGCAUGAGAUUGAAAAGGAUGAAAAAAUAGUAAAUAGUGAAAAAGUAAAGAAUACAGAAGAAUAUGUUAGUAAAGUACACAGUAUCAGAGAUGUAUUGCAGCGGGAUCACAUGAAAGUCGCUUUUUUCGGCAGGACAUCAAAUGGAAAAAGUUCUGUAAUUAAUGCUAUGCUGGGAGAUAAAAUUUUACCAAGUGGGAUUGGCCAUACUACGAAUUGUUUCUUACAGGUAGAAGGCGCUCCUUCAGAUGAACCGUAUCUAGUUUUAGAAGGUUCAGACGAACAUUGUGCUGUAGAAUCUGUAGGGCAAUUGGCACAUGCACUAUGUAAAGAAAAACUUAACGAAUCAUCCCUGGUCAAGGUUUAUUGGCCGAAAAACAGGUGCCUUCUACUUCGAGAUGAUGUCGUGUUUGUUGAUUCACCUGGAGUGGACGUCACUCCAAAUUUGGAUGAAUGGAUCGACAAACACUGUUUGGAUGCUGACGUAUUUGUUUUGGUAGCUAACGCGGAAUCGACACUGAUGGUAACGGAGAAAAACUUCUUUCACAAAGUAUCAACAAAGUUAUCCAAACCUAACAUUUUCAUCUUGAAUAACCGAUGGGACGCCUCGGCUUCCGAGCCCGAAUUUUUGGAUCAGGUCCGGAAACAGCAUCAAGAACGAGCAGUAGAUUUCCUCGUCAAAGAACUAAAAGUGUGCACUCCCAAAGAGGCCGAAGAACGAAUAUUCUUUAUUUCUGCGAAAGAAAUGUUGCAAGUCAGGAUGGCCGAAGGAAAAUCCAAUUCGAUAUCCCUACCCGAAGGUUUCCAAACCAGACAUUUUGAAUUUGAAGACUUCGAAAAGAAAUUCGAAGAAUGUAUUUCCAAAUCUGCGGUAAAGACGAAAUUCGAACAGCAUUCGCAAAGAGGGAAAUAUAUAACGAACGAAUUACGGGACAUGCUGGAAGGUAUAUUGUCCGAUGCUCUGAAAUUAAAAGAAGAUAAAUUAUGUCAACGCAAAGAACUAAAUGACAAAAUUAACUAUACGGAACAGCAGCUAAUGGUGGUAACUCAAGAAAUGAAGAAAAAGAUACACAGUAUGGUAGAAGAUGUUGAACAAAGAGUUUCAAAAGCGCUAAGUGAAGAAAUUCGCAGAUUAAGUACGUUAGUAGACGAAUUCAAUUUACCCUUCCAUCCAGAACCACUAGUGCUCAACGUCUAUAAAAAAGAACUUCACCUUCACGUUGAAACGGGGCUUGGUUCGAAUCUAAGAGCUAGAUUAUCAACCGCGUUGGCCCUUAAUAUGGAAGCUAGUCAGAAAGAAAUGACGGAGAGAAUGGAAGCUUUAAUACCCGAAAGUCAUAAGAUGGCGUCCAGCGUUGUACUGCCAAGACGACAACCUUUCGAAAUAUUGUAUAGAUUAAACUGCGAUAAUCUGUGUGCAGAUUUCCAAGAGGACUUAGAAUUCAGGUUUUCAUGGGGAUUAACCAGCCUUAUUCAGAAGUACGCCGGUAGCGGGGCCAAUUUCCUAGCACUGAGAAACAAACGGGAGAGCCCUACUAGCACACAUAUUCCUUCAACUCCCACAGAUGUCGUCGACGGCAGAUUGCUCUACGCCAGCACCAGCAUAGACGAGUGGUCGUUGCUCUCGAGGUUGGCCAUUAUGGGAGCCUCCUCGCAGGGCACAAUGGGCGGAUUACUGGUAGCAGGAUUUUUGUUUAAGACUAUAGGCUGGAGAAUUCUUGCUAUUACUGGUGCAAUGUACGGUUGUCUCUACCUGUACGAGCGUUUAACGUGGACAAACAAAGCAAAAGAAAAGACUUUUAAAAAGCAGUAUGUGCAGCACGCCUCCAAGAAAUUAAGGAUGAUCAUAGAUCUUACAUCCGCCAAUUGCAGCCAUCAAGUCCAACAAGAACUAAGUGGUACUUUCGCAAGAUUGUGCCAAGUUAUAGAUGACACCACCAGUGUGAUGGACAAACAAUUAGUAGAAUUAGAACAAGAAUUAAACCGUUUAGAAAAUGCAGGUAGUAAGGCUAAAGUGCUGAGAAAUAAGGCAAACUAUCUAACCCAUGAAUUAGAACUGUUCGAUAAAGCGUAUCUUAGGAUGACUCACUAGAAAUGAUAUUUACCAAAUUAGAUUUGACUUUAAAUAUUGGUAUUUAAACGGCUGAGUGUAGCGAGAAUAUGAAAGAAAAAAUGGAAAUAUGUAUACCUAUAUUUAUUUUGUUGAAGAAACCUUAACAAAACUGCAUAACAAAUUUAUUUACUUAAAGAAUCUGGUACUAACCGAACUUGUUGAGGUUUCUAAUUAUUAUCUUAUUUGAUCAAUUUUUUCUGACGAUACCUCUAUACACGUAGCCUAAUGUUUUGUGAUAGAUUUAACAUUAUAUUUAAGUAAUUAUACCUUAUUAUAUAUUACAUUUUAUUCAGUUAAACGUUUUUAUAUUCUGAAAGAUAAGAACCCAGGAUGUGACAUUUCUGCAAACUUUUAAAGGGAUCUCUAUAUCCUAAAUGGAUCAAUCAAAACGUUUGUAUACAACAAUAUAUUACAUUAACAUAAUUUUUUAUAUACUUGUAAAUAAUAUCAGAAAUUUGAUUUUUAUGUCUAAACUUACAAUUUUUGGCAACCAAAACUUGAUAUUUUUAAUAUAGAUGGUGAAAAAAUAAAUUUUUUCGUUACUUUCAUUAAAGGAAAAUAUUUGUAUUUUUGUCAAUAAUAAUUUGUAGCCGUAGAAAUAACUCAGACAAAGAGUUUCCAUCGCCCAUUUUGCUCUUUUCAAAAUCAUCCUCAAUAUUAUAGGAUUGAGGUCUGGAGAUCUUUUAGUCCAGUCACUCCAGUCAAGCACAAACGUGUUAUUUUCUUGUGUGAAUGUCCGAAGAGGUAUGGGAUUCAGGCAGGGAACCAUAUUAUGUUGAAAUGUGUGAAAAAAAUCUAGAGAAAUCUAUUCUAGAAGAUACUACACAGUUUUUGGAUGUAUUCAAGGUUUAAUGAUUUUCACUUGUUUUAAUUACUUACUCGCAACAUUGAAAAAAAUGACUUUCAUCUUGUUGAUCGUUUUUUUACAUUAUAACAGUGUUAAUCUUAAACCGCUUAUACCUUACAGUUCAGUCAUGAAAGUCAAAGCUUACAGCUAACGAACUUCUUGGAAUGUUUUUAAUUAAAUAUUAGUAAUGGUUUUCUCAGAAACCGCUUUUAGAAAACUUCCUAAACCUACAGAAAUUAUAUUUUUUGUUACUAUAUCGUUACUAAAACUCAAAGUAGGCCAAACUAACUUAGUUUGGCUUAGUUUAAAAGUUUAAAAUGGGUCUGCUAUUUAGACUGGAAUACGCUGGUCUAUCGGAACGACCUAUGGAUGAGCGGUACGGUAAGAGAUGAGAGCUCACGGCUUGGCGUUACUCUUCAGUAGGUCCCUAUGGGAAGAGCGGGUACGCUUAAAAAUCUGUCAACUUUCAGUAAUCAGUUCGAAAAAGCAUAUGAGUUUAACUAAUAUUCCACAUGAUUAGCUUGAUAAUAUCGCAGAUGAUCAAGUCCUGGAUCGACUUUACAUGAAAAUGUAGAUAUUGAGUUUAUAAAUAUAUAAAAAUACGAGUAAUAUACAAGAAUUAUUUCCUUUUGAAAGGUGAAUGACCCACCUCCCGUAGUUUCAGCCUUCAAGGAAAAUCGUAAUUAAAGUAUGUUGUGGAUUUUACAUUUAAACGAGGAUGGAAUUUCAACUAGUUUGCAAAUAAUAAGCGUCAGUGCGUGACAUUCAUGUCAUUACACUAUUAACAAUCUACGCAUUAUUAUAAAUAUAAACUUUUGUAAACAUAUUGUAUUGAAAAUUUUAUUUAUACAGUUAUAAGCAAUAAUUGAGGUUAUUUAUAUGUCAGCUAUGCCACUUGUGCAAGUGGCUAAAAUCUCAACCCUCGUUAUUCUGAUUGCACAACUUACUUUAAUUAGGAUUUUUUUCGAUUGCACUAUACAAUGCGUUCUUUAAAUGUUUAAUUCGUUAUAAGUUUUCCAGAACUCAGUGUUUAAUCUCAGGUCAUUAUUUAACGUCUCCCGGCACUAUUUUUACGUGAAAUAAAUCCCCAUAACAAAAACUUAAUAAAUUAAUGAUUGUACUAAUAUAAGAAAGGAUCUGGUGGAUCAUUUCCUAAGUAGCCAAUAUUUGUGAAUUUGUUGUUGAUGUAAAUAAAACAAUUAUUGUUGGUUUUUA